AUGCGACCUAAGGAUGCAGCCAAGUUGGCUAUGUCUAUGAAGGAUCUUGGUAUUGAUCCAUUAGACUUUGUACCAAGGACAGAACAACUGAGUGAUAAUAAUAAUGAAGAGGAGGAGGAGGGGGAGAAGGAUAGUAAUAAUAAUAAUAAGAAGAAGUAUAAGGAUAAAUGGGCACUUACUGAUGAGGAAAAGCAGAAAUACUCAUCAUUAUUUAUGGCAUCUGAUCCAAAAAGAAGUGGUUAUAUAACGGGUAAGAUUGGUAAAGGUAUAUUCGAGAAAAGUAAGCUAAGUAAAGAAAUGUUAAGCUUGUUAUGGGAACUGGCUGAUCAAGAUAAGGAUGGUAAACUGAAUCUUAAUGAGUUUAUAGUAGCCAUGCAGUUGAUAAGUAAAUGCAAGACUAAGGGUUAUGCUAUACCAGCGAUCUUACCUAAGUCGUUACAGGAAGUUAUUGGAGAAUCAAUACCAAUAAGAUCCCUCAUUGACAACUUGGAUAAUCAUAAGCAGCAACAACAAGAAGAACAACAGUUAGAGGAGCAUGAAGGAUCUUCUCCCAUGUUUGGUGAUAAGAAAGAGUAA
Messenger RNA from Perkinsus marinus ATCC 50983, 576 nucleotides. RefSeq lists its product as hypothetical. The transcript is spliced from 5 exons. The record is from RefSeq and is a predicted model, not a curated record. Gene Ontology annotation, molecular function: protein binding; calcium ion binding. Lineage: Eukaryota; Perkinsozoa; Perkinsida; Perkinsidae. The coding region runs from base 1 to 576 and encodes 191 amino acids. Gene Ontology annotation, biological process: endosomal transport; endocytosis. Gene Ontology annotation, cellular component: cytoplasm; plasma membrane.